AUGACUUCACAAACACCAAAGACAUUAACAGAAAUAAAUAACAAGCACUUUAACAAUCGUGCCACGACUUAUGAUGGCGGAAUAAAUGUAAUUAUAGCAGAAAAAUGUGCUAAAGCGAUAUUAGAAGAAUUUGGCCAUAAUUCAUCUUCUGAUAGCGAUGUCAAUGCUAAUGAACAAGCAGCAGAAGCAUCAGGACAAGAAAAUAAUAAUAGAAUUGGCCUUCUUGAUGAAGGCAAAACUCAAGUUCUCGAUUUUGCGUGUGGCACCGGGUUGAUUUCGCAAUCCCUUUUGCCAUAUGUACACUCGAUUCUUGGAGUUGAUACAUCACAAGGAAUGGUUGAUGUUUAUAAUCAAAAAUGUUGGCAGCAAGGAUUGACUAAGGAUGAAAUGCAAGCAAUUUGUGUUGAUUUGUUGGGAGAAGAAGGUGGUGAUCCCUUGGAUGGACAAAAAUUUGAUUUGAUUGUGUGCGCUUCUGCAUAUCACCAUCUGGGAGACAUAAAAUCCGCAACCAAGAUACUCGCCACAUAUCUAAAGCCUGGAAUCGGUCACUUGAUUGUCGUUGAUCUACAAUUGAACCCUGAAUUUUUUCAAAAAUUCUAUAACCCUGAACACUCUCACCAUAAUCCUGAACACUCUCACCAUAAUCCUGAACAUUCUCACCAUAAUCCUGAACACUCUCAUCAUAACCCUGAAUACUCUCACAAACACCAUAUUCCUGUAUCACAGACUAUAAAUAAUCCUGGGUUUAGUCAUGAUCAAAUGCGUGAAGCAUUUGAAGGUAGCGGACUGUUGGAGAAUGUCAUUGUGAGAACUGCAUUCUCACUUAAGAGUGAAGGUGUCGAACUUAAGUAUCUGUUGACUAAAGGAAGAAGAUCGAACUUGGUGGAAGAGGCGUCGGAUUAUGUAGAUAGAAAGUAUACGUAA
Ambispora leptoticha is the source of this 924-nucleotide messenger RNA. The record is from the annotation of a GenBank genome assembly. Lineage: Eukaryota; Fungi; Glomeromycota; Glomeromycetes; Archaeosporales; Ambisporaceae.